AUGCAGGACACUCCCGUGGGGCAGGCCAGCUACAAGGCCUGGCACUGGAACCGGCGCUGCGGCCAGUUCCUGCGGGCCGUGCUCAGGACACAGCGCGUGUGGCACGGGGCCGUGCAGCGGAAGUGGAUGCGGAGCUGCCACGGCGCCGCCGUGGUGCUGCAGAGGCACACCAGGGGUCUGCUCGUGCGCGUGGCCCUCGACAAGGGUGGCCGCGAGCUGGCGCGGAAGCACCAGGCGGAGCUCACCGAGCUGCUGCGGCAGAAGGGCCAAAUGCAG
Prorocentrum cordatum is the source of this 276-nucleotide messenger RNA. NCBI's taxonomy places the organism in Eukaryota, Dinophyceae, Prorocentrales, Prorocentraceae. The record is from the annotation of a GenBank genome assembly.